AUGAGAGUAAUUGGAGCGCUGGUUCUUCAAUUUGCAGGAAAAGAGGAAUGGAGAUAUUCCCAGCAACCAGAAUUGAAUUACACAGCAGACCAUGAAAGAGAAGCCUAUGUAACAGUUCUUCAUUCCUCAGAAGAUUACGUAUGUGGAGCAAUUGUGUUGGCACAAAGCAUAAUCCAAAGCAACUCCGCAACAGACCUUGUUCUUCUUCAUGAUAAAUCGUUAACUGACAAAUCUUUACAAGGGCUUCAAGCUGCCGGAUGGAAGACGAAGCGAAUUUCACGUAUUCGCAGCCCGUUUUCCAGAAAAGGCUCCUACAAUGAAUGGAACUACAGCAAGCUUCGCGUAUGGCAACUCAUUGAAUACGACAGAGUUAUUUUUAUCGAUGCUGAUCUUCUUAUCUUGAAGAAAAUCGAUAAGUUCUUCUAUUUUCCGCAGUUAUCAGCCGCAGGGAACGACCGUUCGUUGUUCAACUCAGGGAUCAUGGUGAUCGAGCCAUCUCUGUGCAUGUUUGAGAAGUUAAUGCUGAAGAGCUUCAAGGUGGCUUCCUAUAACGGAGGCGACCAAGGUUUUCUGAACGAAAUUUUUACAUGGUGGCAUAGAUUGCCUUCGAAGAUUAAUUAUCUCAAGGUGUUUAAGCUUGACAAGCAUGGCAACGAUGAACAUCAAAUCCCGGAAAAUCUUUACACGAUUCAUUAUUUGGGAUUGAAGCCAUGGCUGUGUUACAAGGAUUAUGAUUGUAAUUGGGAUAAGGUGGAUCACCAUAUUUUUGCGAGCGAUUCAGCUCACAAGAAAUGGUGGGAAGUUUACGAUGCCAUGCCCAAGAAGUUGCAGAAAUUUUGUGCACUAACAAAGCACGGGAAUUGGAGGAUUAAGAAGUGGAGAGGGAUAGCAAGAAAUGCAAGUUUGGUUGAUGGACACUGGAAGAUCAGAGUGAGAGAUCCUAGACGAUACCAUCUUGUUGAAUAA
Molecule: messenger RNA, 966 nt
Organism: Mangifera indica (mango)
Lineage: Eukaryota; Viridiplantae; Streptophyta; Magnoliopsida; Sapindales; Anacardiaceae
Product: putative UDP-glucuronate:xylan alpha-glucuronosyltransferase 4
Exons: 2
Coding region: 1-966 (321 amino acids)
Biological process (GO): xylan biosynthetic process
Molecular function (GO): glycosyltransferase activity
Source: RefSeq, a predicted model, not a curated record